GCCGCACGCACGGUGAGGGCAGGGAAGGCGGCGGCUCGCGCCUCCCGCGCCCACCGGAGCGGGGGCAGCCGGCGGGGCGGGGCCGCGGCCCGGCUGCACCAAGAUGACACCAGCAACUCGAAAAGAAGUUCUUGGCCUUUACCGCAAGGUUUUGCAAAUAGCCAAAACCUGGCAGUCAGCAUCAGGACAGAUAGAGGAAACCAUGAGAGAGAAAGAGUACAUAAGAAAUGAAGCCAGAACGUUAUUCCGAAAAAACAAAAAUGUAACAGAUCCAAAGCUGAUUAAGCAGUGCAUGGAAGAAUGUGAGGCAAGAAUAGAAAUUGGACUUCACUAUAACAUCCCCUACCCGAGACCUAUCCAUCUGCCUCCCAUGGGCCUUGCCCAUAAACAAGGCCGUACAUUGCGACACCAGGAAAAGUUAAGGAAGAUUUCUAAGCCAAUAUACCUGAAAUCCCACGAUGAAGUUUCAUAACCCACCCUUUAAGCUGUGAUGUGUAAUCACAUCCUUUAAGCUGUGAACUGCAAUCCAGGUGAUUUGUGUGCACGACUGUGAAUGGUGUGGUCACUUGCUCACACAUUUCCUGAGGCCAAAAAGCCAACUGAUCCAUUAUGUAUGAUGGAUCAGUUGCUCUGGUAUUUAUUACAUUUCAACCACUGACUUGUCAAUAAAAGUAACACUUUUUAAGGA
Molecule: messenger RNA, 688 nt
Organism: Corvus hawaiiensis (hawaiian crow)
Lineage: Eukaryota; Metazoa; Chordata; Aves; Passeriformes; Corvidae
Gene: LYRM1
Product: LYR motif containing 1
Exons: 4
Coding region: 104-472 (122 amino acids)
Cellular component (GO): mitochondrion
Source: RefSeq, a predicted model, not a curated record